GCUUAGGGAGCCGUUGGCACCGCCCCUUCUCUCUCAGGCGCGGAGACCGUUGAGGCGGGAGCGGGUUGGCGCGGGGGCUGGCGGAGCCGGUCAGUCGCUCUCAGGUAGGUAGUGCUAGACCACCUGCUGUAUGGAAUCUCGUUCUGUAAUAUGGGAGAAGAGGAAGGAGUACACCAAACGCAAUUAUUGGACACAAUGUUUGUACGCGGACUGAAGAGAAAAUGCGUUGAUGGAGAGGAAGAUAUCGAGGGAACUUUAGCUGGCUUUAAAGCCAUCCCUUCUUACAACCUGCAGCGCCAGUCUCUCCUGGACAUGUCUCUGGUUAAACUUCAACUGUGCCACAUGCUCGUUGAACCUAAUCUCUAUCGUUCAGUACUUAUCGCCAAUACGGUACGGCAGAUCCAAGAGGAGAUGACCCAAGACGGGACUUGGCAGAUGAUAAGCGCCCAGAGUACAGGACCGUCCUCUUUGGACCGUCUGGUUUCGACAGACAUUCUCUGUCGUUCUUCAAAAGAGCAACCUGAAGAAAAGCUGGUGCAAGGUUACGGCGGCUUCUCAAAAGACUUUGAAGAUACGCAGAUCUUGAGACCUUCUCCCGUGCAAGCUGCCAGAGACCUUCAGAACAAUGUAUGGGAGAUGGAGUGCCCUGCAGAAAACAGAGGGAACUUCCACAAGUCAUUAGAUCAAAUCUUUGAAACCUUGGAAACAAGAACACCCGAUUCCGUCGAAGACCUUUUUUCGGAAGUCGACAGUUCCUAUUACAAUCUCGAUACUGUAUUGACAGGAAUGAUGGGCAGCUCGAAAAUGGGACACUGCGACGUGCUUGAGACGUUUCCCCAAGCAAGCACCAGUUCUAACUCUAACUGUAAAUCUGACCUUAACGAGCUUGAUCAUUUUGUGGAAAUUCUGGUUGAGUCUUGAGGCAGAAGGUGAAAGCGACAGUCUUGGAGGACGCCAGAUGUGGAGUAGUAAGACUUUCAGAUAGCUUGUCCUUUCGGAACUGCACGUGAUCUUGCAAAAAAAAACCCUUCAUUUUUCAAAGCUGUAUUCAUGUAUAAAAUUAACCUGCAAUUUCUAGUGUCUGAUCUGUAAGUUCCUAUUUCCAGUGGCCACAAUUCACAGAGGUGCACUAAGCAAGAGUUUUUGUCUUCCAGGGCUUUUCAUUUCCUCUUUAAUGUCACGAUCCCCCUUCUGUACUGUGUCACAAACGGGUGAGAAGACUCCUUAGCGUUUCACUAAUGGCUCAACGUCUCCGAAGACACCUUCGGUUGAUCACACUGGUUCUCUGUAUUGUGUCUAUCCAAACCCCCUGCCACCCCCACCCCCCCACAUACACAUUUGGGUUCCAACACUUUGCAAACUAUCUUAGUUUCCUAAUCCUGUCUAGCCUUGAGAAGAGAGGCUUAAAACAUUGCAACAGUAUUUGUUGAUCAUCGUGUCUUCCUGGACAGUUUUACUUGCUGGGGAGACUCAGAGCAUGAAAGGAGUUACAACGUUCUCAGUCAAAGUCUAAAUCCAGUUCAGUUAUAUUCAGACUGAAAACCUUUAGCAACCUUUUCUACUUGCUUCCACUGUUUCAGGCGUUGAUUUGAUUGGUCUGAGGACCAAAAACUUGGUUUCCCUCCUUCAUUCCAAGGAAAUACUUCACUGACUUGUACCCUCUAGCUCUUGAAGAGCUGAAAGUCGUGGUUUCCAGCAUCCCAGCUCAUUUUCUUCCUGUCAUGUUUACUUUCUGCUUUUUUAAAAAUAUAGUUUUAAAAAGUGUUUUAUCAGUGUUCAGAAUUUUUCAGCUAUUUUCUGAAGAUAUAUUUUUGCUACAGAUCUCCCGUCAACUGCUUAUUUAGUAAUCCUGACGUAUUUGCAGUUGUAUUUUUUUAAUCACUUUGACAAAGGGAUUUUUUUCUUGCCACGGGCCUCCCUUAGCUGAAUAAAAGCGUGUAAAUAUACAACUUUAAUGUAGGAUCAGCUGUUGCCAUUCCAUCUUAGAGAGUAGUGUGUGCUUAAGAGAGUGAAGAGAGAGUUGUUCUUAUGCCGCUAUGACAUAGACAUCAGAGGAGGAGCUCUUCAAGAGCCCUCGAUACAUUUAUGCUCCGAUCCAAGUCGCGUGUCUUGUUACCUUCAAGCACAGAUUGCCAGUUUUAUUUAUAUGUAUUUAUAUCAAGCAAACCUUUUUGGAAUCUACCAUCCUGCUCACUCUGUGUUUAGGAAAAGAAAUGUACCUUACUUACUUUGCACUAACUGUUUCAAAACUGUUACAAAGGUCUUCCAGGGGUGUUCUCUAAAGUGAAAUUUCUCCACCUGCCCCAAGAUGUUAAUGUGUGUCUGGCUGAAUCUUGAUUAAUGGAAGUCACAUCAACUGGUUAGUAUUCAGUCCAAAAAAAUAAAGCUAACCUCUAUGUGAGCAUAAAGUGUCUUCUUAAAUAAAAGCAGAUCCGGUGGAAAAGAUGCUUCGCAUCUAAUAAUACUUGCAAUAAAAAUGCCUGUUUUUACAUGCAGGUGGAAAAGAAACUGUGGUGGGGAAAGAGCUACGAGAAGUCCAUGUCUUUUGGAAACAAUGAGGUUUUCUUUCCAGUCUAAACGGUUUUAGCCAUUUUUUAACGUGAAUUUGCAGUGCUCAGAUUUGGAAACAUUGCUUUUUUUGGGAAAUCCCUUCUGGUGACUGACUUUACACAAAUGUUCAAGCAUCCGGCAAUCUUACCUCCCAGCGCAGAGGGUCUCAAAUGCUGCAGUGGCUUUCUCUAAGUGGAAUUGCUGGAGCCAGUAAGGGAGAGCUGUUGGGCAAGCGUUCCCACCACACACAGCCAGAAACAUCUAUUCAAAACUUAAAGAUCCCUGUCUUGUGUACACGUAACUGUUUGUCUUAACUCAGUCCGAAACCCCUCUGUGCAAGCAGCCCCUUCGGAGCUCAAUAGGGCUGCUUGCGAGAAACUGGUUUCUACACUGGGCCCUGUUAUCAUUUUAAAUGCUUUUGAAACAACUGACUUGAAAAAUGGCAUUGUAUGUUUCCCAGUCUUGGCAGAUAAAUGCCUAUUUCUGUAACUUGUGCUUUGUGUCAGACUAUGCGGUUUGUAAGGGGGACCUUUUUAAAGCAUUGGAAAAUGAUUCAUGUCUUUUUAUAUUAAAGUUGAAUAUGAAGAGA
Sphaerodactylus townsendi is the source of this 3139-nucleotide messenger RNA. RefSeq names its product cell division cycle-associated protein 4-like. The transcript has 3 exons. Gene Ontology annotation, molecular function: transcription regulator activity. Lineage: Eukaryota; Metazoa; Chordata; Lepidosauria; Squamata; Sphaerodactylidae. The record is from RefSeq and is a predicted model, not a curated record. Bases 151 to 921 code for a protein of 256 amino acids. Gene Ontology annotation, cellular component: nucleus.